AUGAUAGACAAGAAGCUUCUCUAUGGCCCUCUCUAUGGUCUUCCCGACCCUGGUGUCACUAGCUCGUUGGAUCAAGACAUCCUCGUCACGAGUCGUGGGGACAUCGCUACUCGUAUUCUAUCGAUGCGUCCCAGAUACUUCGCGCUCCAGGCUCUCUGGAAUGCGACUGCGCCCAUCAACAAGCUGCCUAACGAGAUUCUCCUUGAGAUCAUAUCGCUCGCAAACCCGAGACGGCAGCCUGCCUCUGAGCCUGGCCUUCCCCCUGUCCAGACACCGAAUCCAUAUCCCAUUGGCGCUCCAUGUUGGCUUCCGCUUAUGCUUGUUUGUCGCCACUGGUACGCGAUCAUCCUGUCCAACGCACGUCUCUGGCGCGCGAUCGACAUCUACCGCAACCCGAACCACUUCAUUUUCGCUCUCAAGCACUCGGGAAAAACGACAUUUGAUCUCGCUAUCCACUAUCCGAGAGCUACCCGCUUCAUAGUCCCUGCGCUCGCGCCAAUAGCGAGCCGUCUCAGCAAACUUCUUCUACCGCGCCUUUGUUGUGGACUCCUUCGCCCUGUCUUCCUUCUACUGCUUGAAUCUUGGCCGAGGCUCGAGGGGCUUACUGUACUUCGUGAACCUUGCAACCCUCAGACGUGUUCUUCCAUCCCGCCGAUGUUGGAGUUUCCGCUGGAGCGCUUCCCGAUGCUUUCAACCUUGCGACUGUCUGCGAUGGCUAUCUCUUGGGACGUUGGUCUGGUUUCAAGGAUGCGUCGACUAGAGCUAUCCCAUUGCUCUCACGCAGGUCCUCAGAUCUCCUUCGACGCCUUCCUGGACGUAUGCGAAGCAUGUCCAGAUCUGGAAGAACUGCGCCUGCACAACUUCUUGUCGACCGCCUGCAGUGAUCGUUCUCGGGCGCCUCGACGUACUGUUGCUCUCCCCAAGUUGAAGGACUUCGGCUUCCGCGAUGAACCCUCUCUCGUAUCUCAGCUGCUCAGCGACCUCCAUCUCCCGUACGAUGCUCGUAUCCACAUAGGCUCCGAGCUGGAUAUCCGCGACCAGGACGACCUUGAUCCGGGCGAAGACAGGUCACGAUUCGAUCUAACACGACUGCUACCGAAGGACCGGUCGCGUCUUCCUAUGUCGCGCAUUCUACGACGUGCGAAAGUGGAAGUCGUCGCUGGUCUGAUGCGAAUCGUUGGGAUGGACGAAGAGACGUACUUCGUGCUGGACUUCGACACAGACUUCAAGGACUGGAUGGACUGGCCGAUGCUGCUACCCGAUGCUGUGGAGGGACUCGUCAAGGUCUUCGGAAACUGCGAUAUAGGCGAGCUCGAGAUCGUCGGUGGAACAAGCUACUUCCAGCUUUCGGACCACGUCGACUUCCUGAUGCAGUUCACUAAUCUCGAAGUCCUCCGGAUCGAAGGUACCGAACUUGGCUACUUCGAAGGCGGCCACGAAUUGCGGGAACUCUUCGACGCGCUCGCCGACGUAAUGGUGAUCUCCGAAGGGAAGCUGCUCUGCCCACGGCUCAGGUCGCUCUCCCUCGUCGGGGUGGGAUGGGUCGGAGACUCGCUGGACUCUAUCGGGCGCUCCCUCAAAUUUCGCGCGGAACACGGUUCAGUCCUGGAGGAGCUUCAUCUCGAGCUGAGCUACGAAGGGCUUGGCCUGGAGGACGACUUCGAGACUUUCAAGGCGCCGUUCUAUGCGGAGUUGUGCGCGUUGAUUCCCGGAGCCUGUGUGUUUAUCUACGGCGAUACCUCCGUCAUCAAUCCAAGACUGGUCUGA
Messenger RNA from Trametes versicolor FP-101664 SS1, 1767 nucleotides. RefSeq lists its product as uncharacterized. Lineage: Eukaryota; Fungi; Basidiomycota; Agaricomycetes; Polyporales; Polyporaceae. Gene Ontology annotation, molecular function: protein binding. The coding region runs from base 1 to 1767 and encodes 588 amino acids. The transcript has 2 exons. The record is from RefSeq and is a predicted model, not a curated record.